Trichomonas vaginalis G3 is the source of this 444-nucleotide messenger RNA. Its product is annotated as His-Me finger endonucleases family. The annotation marks the transcript as partial. NCBI's taxonomy places the organism in Eukaryota, Parabasalia, Trichomonadida, Trichomonadidae. The transcript has a single exon. The record is from RefSeq and is a predicted model, not a curated record.
AUGGAAAAUAAUAACUGGGAAACGUUAGUAGCUGAUGAAGAUUAUGAAAUAAACACAGAAUAUCCGUAUCAAAUAAGAAGAAAGAAAAACGGAAAGACUGUCAGUGAGUAUGAAGAAAAGAAUGGAUAUAUAAGAUUAACCCUUAACGGUAAAAAAUAUCUUAAGCAUAGAUUAAUAGCUAUUCAGUGGAUUGAUAAUCCUGGUAGUUUUGGGGAAGUUGACCAUUACGAUAAAGUUAGAAAUAAUAAUAAGAUUGAUAAUUUACAUUGGUGUUCAAGUUCUACAAAUAAUAGAAAUAGAAGUAAAGCAAAUGGAGUAGAAUAUAAUUUCGUUGAUGAAAUCAGUGAAAAUUCAAUUACUGUUUCACAUUAUGGAAAUCAUGAAUUUGAGGAUUUAUUUUACGACAUCAAUGCAGAUUUGUUUUAUUAUUAUAACGGUCGUCAG